AUGACCAUCCCACAAUAUUUCAAAGGAUUUGCCGUAGAUAAGCCAGAGAACUGGAACAAGCCUAAGUUGGUCGAAUACAAGCCAAAGGAGUUGGCAUCGCAUGAUGUCGUGUUGGAGAACAUCUGCUGUGGAUUAUGUGGUAGUGACAUUCACACCAUCAAGGGUGCAUGGAAGCCACUCAAUAGAGACGACCUUGUUGUUGGACACGAAAUAGUUGGUAAGGUUAUUGCUAUCGGUAAGGACGUCAAGGACAUCAAGGUUGGGGACAGAUGCGGUGUUGGUGCCUGCUCCAAGUCUUGUAUGGACUGUGAAAGAUGUGAAACAGACAACGAACAAUACUGUCCUAGAAAGGUGAGUACUUACAAUGCUAAGGACUUCGAUACUGGCUACAUCUCCCAAGGUGGUUACUCUUCCCACUCCAUUGCUCACGAACAAUUUGUAUUCCCAAUUCCAGACGCAUUGGAAUCAGCUGUUGCUGCUCCAUUGAUGUGUGCUGGUUUAACCGUGUUUUCUCCAUUGGUCAGAAACCUUGGUGA
Debaryomyces tyrocola is the source of this 536-nucleotide messenger RNA. Lineage: Eukaryota; Fungi; Ascomycota; Pichiomycetes; Serinales; Debaryomycetaceae. The record is from the annotation of a GenBank genome assembly.